Molecule: messenger RNA, 1650 nt
Organism: Caenorhabditis briggsae
Lineage: Eukaryota; Metazoa; Nematoda; Chromadorea; Rhabditida; Rhabditidae
Gene: Cbr-ugt-13
Product: Protein CBR-UGT-13
Exons: 6
Coding region: 1-1650 (549 amino acids)
Molecular function (GO): UDP-glycosyltransferase activity
Source: RefSeq, a predicted model, not a curated record
AUGCACUUGAACUAUAUUUUUCAUAUUUUUCUGCUACUCAUCUCGGUUCAUGCCAAAAAUAUUUUGAUCUACAACUCGGUAUUCGGGUAUAGUCAUGUAAAAUUUCUAAGUCUGAUGGCUAAUAUUAUUGCGGACCAUGGACAUAAUGUGACACUAUUCAGACCAUAUCAUAUCAACCAUAAUACAGAAGGUCUCAUCAAAAAUAAAAAUAUCGAGAUAAUCGACUAUUUUCCUGAUCACUAUGAAGAGCUUCUUCAUGCGAAUUCGGAAACUUUUCCAAUGUUUUGGGAUGAUCCAUUUGUCAACCAUCCGGUUUUGGAAGCAUUCAUCGCUCCGAGACUGAUCAGUCAGGCGGUAGAGAAAACAGCUACUCGUGAGUACUUUCAAAAGUUGGAGGAAUAUUUUCGGAAGUUUAAAAGAAAAUUUUCAGAACUUUUGAAAGACGGAAAUAUUAUCCAAGAACUGAAGGCCAAAAAGUAUGAUGUCGUGAUUGCGGAAUUAUUUGAAAUCACUGGAGUUUAUAUCGCUCAUCUCAUCGACGUCCCUUGUAUCCCUAUCAUGCCUGCUGUGCGAUUCACAAAUACUAUGGACAUUUUUGGCCAACCAUCUCUUCUGGGAUACAUUCAGCAUAGUGGAUCCAAGAUGGCUCCAGAUGCUGGAUUCCUUGACAGAUUGAAUGAUGUUUAUCGAAAUUUUCUGUUCGAUCUGAACACUGAUUUAAACAGUUACCAUCAACAAAAAGUUUUUGAGAAGGCUGUUGGAAAAUCAUUGCCGAGUUGGAAGGAUUUGGUCAAACAAUCUCCAAUUUACAUGACGAACUCGAAUCCUUAUCUGGAUUUUGCUGUUCCAACAACUGCUACUAUAGUUCAUGUUGGAGGGAUUACUGUGGAUCUGAACAAACCGAAAACCGUGUUAUCAGACGACUACGAGAAAAUUUUGCAAGAAAGAGAAUCCACGGUUCUCAUCUCAUUUGGGUCUGUGAUCCGAUCUUUCCAGAUGCCGGAUAACUUUAAAGCAGGAAUCAUCAAAAUGUUCGAAUCCCUUCCAGAUGUCACAUUCAUCUGGAAGCAUGAAAAAGAUGACGCGGAGUUCCAGAAGAGGCUUCCAAAAAAUGUUCAUUUGAAAAAAUGGGUCCCUCAACCUGCUCUUCUAGCUGACAAACGAUUGAAGGCGUUCGUUACCCAUGGAGGAUUGGGAAGUACUACUGAAGUGGCGUAUUCUGGAAAACCUGCAUUAAUGGUUCCAAUAUUCGGAGAUCAACCGUACAACGCCGAUAUGUUGGCUAGACACGGAGGAGCAAUUGCAUUCAGUAAAUAUGAUCUUAAGAAUCCGGAAAAGUUGACCAGUGCAGUUAAAAGCUUGGUCUAUGACUUGAAGUACAAAAACAACGCGGAAAUUCUACUAGAUGUUCUCUCUAAUCAGCCUAUUGACCCAAAGCUUAAUCUUAUGAAGCAUUUGGAGUUUGCCAUGAAAUUUCCAAACCUUCGCUCUCAAGUCCCAGCAAUCAAUCAAGUGGGAAUUAUUUCUCAUUAUUAUUUGGAUGUUAUAGCUUUCUUGACGAUUCUUGUGGUGCUCAGCUUAUAUGUUUUCUAUGUCCUUCUUCGAAAGUUUUUCAGGAGAGUUGUGUCGGGAAAACUUAAAAACGAAUAA